This is a messenger RNA of Erigeron canadensis, 2844 nucleotides long. Its product is annotated as lysine-specific demethylase JMJ25-like. The coding region runs from base 130 to 2658 and encodes 842 amino acids. The transcript is spliced from 11 exons. Lineage: Eukaryota; Viridiplantae; Streptophyta; Magnoliopsida; Asterales; Asteraceae. The record is from RefSeq and is a predicted model, not a curated record. Gene Ontology annotation, biological process: regulation of transcription by RNA polymerase II. Gene Ontology annotation, molecular function: transcription coregulator activity; histone H3K9 demethylase activity; chromatin DNA binding. Gene Ontology annotation, cellular component: chromatin; histone deacetylase complex.
UUCAAUAAACCCACAAAAUUGUUAACAAUAAAUUCUCUUCAAAUCUUGAAGAAUAGAUACAUGCGGAUACUUUUUAUACUGUAAUAAUUAAUAUAAAUCAACAAUAAUAAAAAUUAAAAAUCAAAAGAAAUGGAAGAAACAGGAAGGUGUAAAAGAACAGAUGGGAAAAAAUGGAGAUGUAAACAGCCAGUCGUUGAUGGAAAAUCUUAUUGUGAAUCACAUAUUCAUCGCCAAAAAAAACAAAAGAUUGAAGCAGCAGCAGCAGCAGCAGCCUUAAAAUCAAAAAACAAAAAGAACAAAGAUGUUGGUGGUUGUGUUGUUAAGGAUCUUAAAUUUGGUACAAUGGAGAUUGAGCAACAAUCUGCUGAUGUGAAGAAAAACAUAAAUUCACCUGGUUUUAAAGUUGGGGUUCAUUCUUCUAAAACUUUGGUUGUUCCCGAAAGGCCGAUUCGGUCCAAGAAUGUUGAGCCUAAACUCAAUGCUGCUAUUAAGAUGUUACCAAGUAUAAAAGAGAAUGUAAAAGCAUCCGCAAAGAUCACCAAGAAGUGCCAUUGGUGUAGUAUUAGUAGCUUUCCUGUUCUUGUCAAGUGUUUAACUUGCAAAAAGCAUUACUUUUGUCAAGAAUGUAUAGAGAGAAGGUUUCAUUCUAAGGUGGCAAUCAUGAGAAAAUGUCCUGUGUGCCAAGGGGAUUGCUCUUGCCGAACUUGUACAAAAGGAAAACAGAAAGGAGACAAAUCACAGGAUAUUGUUGUAUAUGAUCCUAAAAAGAAAUUUGACAAAAGCCAACAACUUCACAUGAUCCGGGAGCUUCUUCCGGUGAUGGAGAAGAUGAAUCUAGAGAAGAUGGUCGAGCUUGAUAUUGAAGUUAAAGACAAAGGAGUUAGUCAUGACGAACUACAGGUUCCGGUUGCAACAUACCCGCAGCCGAAAGAAUGCAGUUUUUGCAAAGCUUGCAUUCCAGAUGUUCACAGAAGCUGUGACCAAUGCUCAUAUAUUCUCUGCAUACAUUGUUGUCAAGAGUUUCGUGAUGGAUACUUGCGUUCGGGUCUUGAGUAUUUUAAAAACAUGAAAAUGGUUAGAAGCAGAAAAUCUAGAAAAAUAUCGUGGAGAGUUUAUGUAAAUGGUAGCAUAACAUGCCCACCAAAGAACUUAGGUGGUUGUGGGGCAGGCAUCCUGAAUCUAACUUGUUUUUCUCAAUUUCAUUUCACUAAUGAUCUUGAAGCAAGUGGAAAGGAAAUAGUUGAUAAGUAUAAGCGUAAGAAACCUUUCAGGUUAUCUGAAUCUUCCCCUUGCUUGUUAUGUGACGGACAUGGUGAUUUGGGUAGUGAAAAAUCAGGGGACUUGAUUAAAAAUGAUGUUCUUUAUUUUUUAACCAAGAAAGAAUUUAUGGGAAAGAAUCUUGAACAUUUCAUGAAGCACUGGGGAAGUGGUCAACCCAUAAUUAUCCGUGAAAUGCUUCAAAGUCAACCUGAUUUGAAUUGGGAGUUUGGUUGCUUGCUGUGUGAGUACCUCAAAAAGAGUGCUGAAUCCCGGUACAAUACCGAACCAGGAACAUCAAAAAGCGCUUUGGAUUGGUGUGAGGUUCAGUUUAGUAGAAAGCAGAUUUUUUCCGGGGGUAUAACACAUGAAAAUGUGUGGAAAGAGUUUUUACAUUACAAACUUCGGUUCUCUUUGGGAUUUUUGCAAGAUCACUUUCCGAACAACCACACUUCUGUCAUGCAAGGGCUGCCUGUUCAAGAAUACAUGAAUCCGUUGACUGGUUAUCUCAAUCUUGAAGCAUAUCCACCUCAUCAAAGUCAUAACCUGAACUUGGGUUCUUACAUUGACAUCUCAUAUGGUGGAGCGGAAAACCUACUGGCAACAGAUAUGUUGAAGAAAUUAUUGUAUCAUGCUUACGAUGUGGUUAAUAUUCUGGCUCAUGCUAGCCAACAUCCUAUACCUGAGAGAAAGCUCAAUGAAGUCAAGAUCUUGAUGCAUAAAUACAAUUCACAAGAUCAUAUGAAGUCUUCAAAGAUUAAAAAUCGUAACAAUAUUGAGGAACUCUUUAUUAAUUCAUCUAGGGCGAUAGAUACAUGUAAUGGUGAAGUCGAUUUGACUUUAAGGUUGGAGACUGCAGAUAAUGGUGAAGUGGGUUUGCUAUCUGACGAUUCAAGCAUUGAAGAUUCUGAUGAUGAAGAUUUAUCUAGGGUUAAUGAUACUAGUGGGAUUCACUGGGAUAUUUUCCGUAGAGAAGACGUUCCAAAACUUGUAGAGUAUCUUACAAAGUAUUCUGAUAAGCUUAUUAGACAUUAUGGCUCUCCCAAAAAGGUUGUUCAUCCACUAUUUGAUGAAGUUUUCUACCUAAAUGAUGAUCAUAAAACGAGACUCAAGGAGGAAUUCGAUGUGAAGCCUUGGAGCUUUGAGCAAGAUGUUGGCGAAGCUGUUAUCGUUCCUGCUGGCUGUCCUUACCAGACCAAGAAAAUUAAGUCAUGUGUUAAUGUGGUUUUGGAAUUCAUCUCACCGGAAAGUGCAUCUGAGUGUGUUAAAGUGACUGAUGAACUUCGUUUACUUCCGCUAAACCACAAAGCCAAAGGGAGAAUGCUGCAGGUUAAGGAAAUGGUGAUUAAUCGAAUGCACGAAGCAAUCAAAGAUAUCCGUGAGGUUUCACAAGUAGAGUAAUUUGCAUUGGCUUGAAGAUUGGCUUUUGUAAAUUUAGUGGUAGGCUUAGGCAGAUUAGAUAUACUAGGCUGCAAGUGAUUCAUGAUGUAGUGAGGUGCUAGUUGUGCUAUAAAAACUAAAAAAAUUAGUGAAUAGUUUUUUUCCCCCUUAAAUAUCUUAAUUGGUGGGUCGGUGUAAUGUUUUCUU